Messenger RNA from Ectocarpus sp. CCAP 1310/34, 1095 nucleotides. The record is from the annotation of a GenBank genome assembly. Lineage: Eukaryota; Phaeophyceae; Ectocarpales; Ectocarpaceae.
AUGCAGAGAUCUACCCACACGCCAGACAGGCCCACAAUCACGGGAAAUCAACGACGGCACACCACGCCACCUCUGAGCACGCAGGCUUGGGAGGAAAGCAGGGUGGAGGACUCCGGCUUCGCCAUAACCCCUGCGUCCAUCGCGAAGGAACACUUCGGGUACUUGGGUUGGAAAUGGAGGGGUAAGCAUUUUGGCUCGAAGCUGCCUCUGUGCCUCUUCCUCAAACUGCACGACCGGGGUCACGGACACAAGAUUGGAACCGGAGCCGAUGUGCUGCGUUGGGUGGUGUCGGGGACCAUCGUCCGAGCUAUUCGCGAAGUUCGGGCCAACCGCGAGACGAGGGGCGAACCCCCGGACCUUGCGCUGGGAUGCUAUGAAGGCCUGGCUGUCCACCUCAAUGACUUCGUAGAUAUCUUCAACGGCGAGGAAACCAAAUGCGGUUUGACACGAAAACGACGGCAUACGUGCAAUAUUGAGAGUAAAUCACCCGGUCGUGGGGUGAAGUUGAAAGUGGCGGCCAUCAAUUCUUAUGUUCCGUUCACACGGUCUGAUCAUUUCGCCGUGCACACAGGAGACUACGGUCGCACGAAGUUCGAGCGUCGCGCACAAAUCAACAAGAUGAAGGGUUACGUGACUUCGGCUGACGACCCCAUCCUCGAGAGGCUCGUGGAGAUUCUGAGGUACUUCGACGACUGGAAUGACAUGAUGCAGAUUAUUCUCGAACACCGGUUUAAGGACGUCCGUGCGGGCUUGGGGACGUUGAGAAACCCCACCGCGGCACAGGCGAAAGAGAGGUCUGUACGUGGCGACCUCAACCGAGGUCUACACGGAGGUUCACGGGCGAACUUCAACCGCAAUGCGCGGUCCGGGAAUGACUUUAUCGACUCCGACUACAGGAGCAGAAUCAUGUUGGCAGUGACACAGGCGGAGGCCGCCGAGAACGUGCGCGCGCGAUCGAGGAAUUCGCCGAACGCUGUUUUGUGCCCGCGUUACAUUUCCGUCGAACCCCUUGCGGCGGCCCCCGUCGUAGAGGCCCCCGUCCCGGCCGCCCAGGGCUCGUCGACGAUUGUUAACCCAUACGCGUCGUCGAAGUAG